Molecule: messenger RNA, 903 nt
Organism: Truncatella angustata
Lineage: Eukaryota; Fungi; Ascomycota; Sordariomycetes; Amphisphaeriales; Sporocadaceae
Exons: 2
Coding region: 1-903 (300 amino acids)
Source: RefSeq, a predicted model, not a curated record
AUGGCUUCCGCCGAUGCUUAUACUGCACCUUUCAUGCUCACCAAGAGUAUGCACCGAGAUGUCUAUCCGGCAGUUGACCCCAAGAUCAACCCCGAAUUAGAUGGUAGUUCCAAGGUCGUUAUGAUCUUUGGUGCAACUAGUGGGCUUGGCUACGCUAUUGCAAAAUCUUGGAGCAUUGCCAGAGCUCGAGGCAUUGUCCUGGUAGGCCGCAAUCGUGGCGAUCUCGAAAAUGUUAAGAAGGACCUCGCUACAGACUCGGAGGUGUUGGUGAUCGCCGCGAAUGUGACUUCAGUAUCCGAGACAGAUGCAGCAUUUGAAACAGCUCUUGGGAAAUUCGGCCGGGUCGAUGUCGUUAUCAACGCGUUUGGCGUGAUGAAAACUGCUCCGAUCGGUGCCCAGGAUCCCGGCGCCUGGUGGGAGAAUUUCGACACGAAUGUUAGAGGUGUCUACAACGUAUGCCACUCAUACAUCAAUGCAGCCGGCGGCAAGGGCACUAUCGUCAACCUGGUUAGUCUGGCGGCGUCUUUCGUAGCUCCUGCUAUGUCUGGCUACAGUGCAUCGAAGCUAGCUGUCAUUAAGCUCGGCGAGUGCCUCCAGGUGGAGCAACCAGGAAUCCGUGUGUUUUCUGUCCAUCCCGGUAUGGUUGUCGCCGACAGUGGUCGUGGUAUGAUCAUCGAGGCCUUUGCCCCAUUCACGAAGGAUACGGCAGCCCUGACGGGCGGCUUGACUCUCUUUCUUGCCACUCCCCGAGCCGAUUUCUUGAAUGGGGGCUACAUUCACGCAAACUGGGAUGUCCGGGAGUUAGAGCACAACAAAAAGGAAAUCGUCGAGAAAAAGCUUGUCGCACUAGGUUUCCUGAAUGGUCAGCUUAGAGAAGGUGGUUAUCCUUGGACUGGCGUAUAG